Molecule: messenger RNA, 540 nt
Organism: Paramecium tetraurelia
Lineage: Eukaryota; Ciliophora; Oligohymenophorea; Peniculida; Parameciidae
Exons: 2
Source: RefSeq, a predicted model, not a curated record
AUGGCAUAUCAGCUUGAUUUGUCCCAAUCAAAAUUUAUUGUAGAUGACACUCCUCAAUUGAAGAGGGAACCUCCAGCGAUAUUCGCUAAGAAGGAGUCAACAGAUUACUUUGAUGUAAAUUCUACGAUUUGUGAAUGCAAUGAGGAAAUAGAACCUUAUGCGUUUUAAUUGAGAUUCAAAGUUGAAUUGAAGCAGGAUCCAAUUGUAUAGACACAAGAAGAGAAGGAACUUUGUAAUAUGGGUUCGAGCUUCGGAGUCAAUGAUGGUGAUAAAAACAAUAAUUUCGAUAAUCCUAUUGAUCACGUCAAUCAAAAUACUCAAGGUCCUAAAGACAAUAAUCAAAUUCUUGGAGAAAGUAAAUAAAGUUUUAAUCAUAUUCAAAAACGGAAUGUGCUUGUAUAAACUAACAAAUUAAUGCUCAAAAACCAACAAUAGUUAUUUAAAUAUAACUAAAAAUACGUCAAUCAUGCAGUUUAUUAAGAAACUCUACUCAGUUUGAAGUAGAAAUAAAUAAAAAGAAUAACAAAAAUCGAUUAUUGA